UUCAAGAGAAAGUUAAAAAAACUUGAUCCUAUAUUUUCAUAUUGAUACCCCAUAAGGAGACAUCUCCAUAAAUAUAUUCCGAACCCCACCAGCAGCAGCAUCAACUACAAGCAUGGACAAUCGAACUGAGCUUAUCACUGAUGACCACAAGAAGUUCGUCUUCUCGUUUAUUCGCAUGUUGCGAAGGGUUAAGGUUGACGACGCGGAGCGUUGCGAAACUAUUGUGCAAAUGUUAGGUGAUGAGUUCAAGUUGGACCCCGCUGGCACGGGUGGUUCAUACGAUACCGAAGUGGACGCCAUGGGCGCGUUUAUAAAGGCUCUCCGGGAGCACGAAAGUCGAGCAGGGCUGGAGCAGGAUGAUAAGUUCAAGUCCUUUAUUUCUCUUUUGGAGAAAAAGGAUUACUUUAAGGGGCUCAAGCCCGGCACCCCUGAGUACGAGCAGCGUUUCGAAAAGGCUCGUGAAAAGUUCAAUCAGCGAAACAAUCCAUACGACGGUCUCACUGCAGAGCAAAUUAAGAAUAAAGGGAAUGAACUUAUGGGACAGGCUAAGUACAAGGAAGCGAUUGCGUACUACACUAAGGCUAUCGAGCUGGAGCCGGAGAAUGCUAUUUUCUUCGCCAACCGCGCCGCUGCGCAUACCCACAUGAAAGACUAUAGCAGUGCUAUUAUUGACUGUGAGCGUGCCAUCGUCAUUAACCCCAAUUACUCCAAGUCCUUCUCGCGUAUGGGUACCGCGCUUUUUUAUCAAGAAAACUACGCACGCGCUGCGGAUGCGUUUAGCAAGGCCUGCGAGCUGGACCCUGAAAACAAUACGUACAAGGAAGACCUCAAGCGUGCUAAGGAGAAGGCCGCCGGCAGCGCGGCGAUGCAGCGAAACAGCGGUGGCAUGCCUGGCUUUGGUGGGAUGCCCGAUUUGAGCCAGUUCGCGAGUAUGAUGAACAACCCGCAGUUCAUGGAGACGGCGCAAAAUAUGAUGCAGAACCCCGAGUUUAGCAACCUUGUUGCGAACAUGGCGAGCCGCUUUGGACAGAGCGGCUUCGAUCCCGCGGAGGUGCAGCGGCUUGGCGCGGAGUCGGCGAUGGGGAUGCGCGAGGUGGAUGACGAGGGGAAUCUCGUCACUCCCUUUGGUAAGGUCCCACAGGAUGCCAUAGCGAAGCUGCAGGAGGAGGAGGUGCGCAAGAACCCCAAACUCGCAUCCAUCAUGGCGGACGUUCAGGCCAACGGGUACAGCGCCUUUCAGAAGUACCUUGGCGAUCCGGAUGUGAUGAACUUGAUGCUCAAGUUCCAGAACUUGGUGUUCUCGAACAAAUCAAAUGAACAGUAA
Messenger RNA from Phytomonas sp. EM1, 1324 nucleotides. The record is from the annotation of a GenBank genome assembly. Lineage: Eukaryota; Euglenozoa; Kinetoplastea; Trypanosomatida; Trypanosomatidae.